UUCUAUUUCGUGAAUCAAUUCUUUCUAAUUCGAAGGUUGAUCGACAGCGAUGGCAGAUGUUCAGAUGCGAGAUGCAGAAACCUUUGCCUUCCAGGCUGAGAUCAAUCAGCUUCUCAGUCUUAUUAUUAAUACCUUCUACAGCAACAAGGAGAUCUUCCUUCGGGAACUCAUCAGCAAUUCCUCUGAUGCGUUGGACAAGAUUAGGUUCGAGAGUUUGACAGACAAGAGCAAGCUUGAAGCGCAGCCAGAGCUUUUCAUUAGGCUUGUUCCUGAUAAGGUUAAUAAGACAUUAUCGAUCAUCGACAGUGGUAUUGGGAUGACCAAAGCUGAUUUAGUGAACAAUUUGGGAACAAUCGCGAGGUCUGGGACCAAAGAGUUCAUGGAGGCUCUACAAGCUGGGGCGGAUGUGAGCAUGAUUGGUCAAUUUGGUGUGGGUUUUUACUCGGCCUAUCUCGUUGCGGAGAAGGUCAUUGUGACAACAAAGCACAACGACGACGAGCAAUACAUCUGGGAGUCACAAGCCGGUGGGUCGUUUACCGUUACCAGGGAUGUGAGUGGAGAUCACCUUGGUAGGGGAACAAAGAUCACACUCUACAUGAAGGAAGACCAGUUGGAGUACUUGGAAGAGAGAAGAUUGAAAGAUCUUGUGAAGAAGCACUCUGAAUUUAUUAGUUAUCCUAUCUAUCUCUGGACCGAGAAGACCACUGAGAAGGAAGUGAGCGAUGACGAAGAUGAUGAGACCAAGAAAGAAGAGGAAGGUGAUAUCGAGGAAGUAGAUGAGGAAAAAGAAAAGAAAUCCAAGAAAAAGAAGGUGAAAGAGGUGUCCCACGAGUGGGAGGUUAUUAACAAGCAGAAACCCAUCUGGCUGCGCAAGCCAGAGGAGAUCACGAAAGACGAGUAUGCUUCGUUUUACAAGAGCUUGACCAAUGACUGGGAGGAGCAUCUCGCUGUGAAGCACUUCUCUGUCGAAGGGCAGCUGGAAUUUAAGGCUAUACUCUUUGUGCCAAAGAGGGCUCCAUUCGAUCUGUUUGACACGAAGAAGAAGAUGAACAACAUCAAGCUCUAUGUCCGAAGGGUUUUCAUCAUGGACAACUGCGAGGAGCUGAUUCCGGAUUACCUUGGUUUUGUUAAGGGCGUUGUCGACUCGGACGACCUUCCCCUUAACAUCUCACGUGAAAUGCUUCAACAGAACAAGAUUCUCAAGGUAAUCAGGAAGAAUCUUGUGAAGAAGUGUAUUGAGAUGUUCACUGAAAUUUCCGAGAACAAGGAGGAUUAUGCAAAAUUCUAUGAGGCAUUCGCGAAGAAUUUGAAGCUGGGCAUCCAUGAAGACAGUCAGAACAGGUCGAAGCUGUCUGAUCUGCUCCGGUAUCACUCUACUAAGAGUGGUGAUGAGAUGACGAGCCUGAAGGACUACGUCACAAGGAUGAAGGAAGGUCAGAAGGACAUCUACUACAUAACCGGUGAGAGCAAGAAGGCCGUCGAGAACUCACCGUUCCUGGAGCGGCUAAAAAAGAAAGGCUAUGAAGUUCUCUUUAUGGUUGAUGCAAUCGAUGAGUAUGCCGUGGGUCAGUUGAAGGAGUAUGACGGGAAGAAGCUUGUUUCUGCUACCAAAGAAGGCCUUAAGCUGGAGGAUGAGAGCGAGGAAGAGAAGAAGAAAAAGGAGGAAAAGAAGAAAUCCUUUGAGAGCCUGUGCAAGACUAUCAAGGAUAUACUCGGAGACAAAGUUGAGAAGGUGGUGGUCUCUGACAGAGUUGUUGAUUCUCCCUGUUGCUUGGUGACCGGAGAGUAUGGAUGGACAGCCAACAUGGAGAGGAUCAUGAAGGCGCAGGCUCUGAGGGACAGCAGCAUGGGUUCUUACAUGUCCAGCAAGAAGACCAUGGAGAUCAACCCUGACAAUGGUAUUAUGGAGGAGCUGCGAAAGAGAGCUGAAGCCGACAAGAAUGACAAGUCUGUGAAGGACUUGGUUCUGUUACUCUUUGAAACUGCCCUCCUCACCUCUGGUUUCAGUCUGGAGGACCCCAACACCUUUGCUGCCAGAAUUCACAGGAUGUUGAAGCUGGGUUUGAGCAUUGACGAGUCUGAAACAGUUGGCGAUGAUGAAGAAAUGCCUGCUCUGGAGGAAGAUGUAAACGAAGAAAGCAAGAUGGAGGAAGUCGACUAGGUUCUCUUUUAGGACAUUUUGAGAUAUAUGGG
Telopea speciosissima is the source of this 2193-nucleotide messenger RNA. Its product is annotated as heat shock protein 83. Gene Ontology annotation, molecular function: ATP-dependent protein folding chaperone; ATP binding; ATP hydrolysis activity. NCBI's taxonomy places the organism in Eukaryota, Viridiplantae, Streptophyta, Magnoliopsida, Proteales, Proteaceae. Gene Ontology annotation, cellular component: plasma membrane; perinuclear region of cytoplasm; protein-containing complex. The transcript has 4 exons. The record is from RefSeq and is a predicted model, not a curated record. Gene Ontology annotation, biological process: protein stabilization; cellular response to heat; protein folding. The coding region runs from base 50 to 2161 and encodes 703 amino acids.